AUGGCACAAACUAUUGAUUAUAAUAAAAUUAAAGAAGCAUCCGUGAAAUAUCCCAAACUCAAAGAAAUCAAUUAUACUUAUGGAACUGCCGGAUUUCGAAUGAAAGCUGAUUACUUGGAAUCAGUGAUCUUUCGAGUAGGAAUUUUAGCAGGCUUACGUUCCAAGAAAUUAAAUUCCAAAUUUAUAGGCAUAAUGGUCACUGCAUCUCAUAAUCCUGAAGCAGAUAAUGGAGUUAAACUUGUGGAUCCAAGUGGAGAAAUGUUGGAACAACGAUGGGAAGCCUAUGCCACCCAAUUAGCUAAUGCUCAAAAUGAAGAAGAAUUGAUCACUGUAAUCAAAUCUAUUGUUUCGCAAAAUGAGAUCAACGAAUCAAAAAAUGCUGUUGUCGUUUAUGCAAGAGAUACUAGACCAAGUGGCCCAAAGUUAAUAGCUGCACUUGAAGAUGGAAUUAAAGCAAUUAAUGCAGUGGGAGAAAAUUUAGGCAUUAAAACUACACCACAACUUCAUUACUAUACAAAUCAUUUAAAUUGUUCUGAAAAACCAGUAGAAGGUAAUUGUGAAGAACUUGCAGAUACACUUUAUUACGAAAAAUUUGCAAAUGCUUUUCAUAAAGCUGUGGGAGGCAAUCAACGUCUUUCCACCAUAAAUGUUGAUGCAGCGAAUGGAGUUGGUGCACCAAAACUGAAGGAACUCGCUGAGUGGAUUGAUAAGAUUAAUGAUAACAUCUUUAAAGUUGCAAUCAUUAAUGGAGAUAUCAAUACUCGUGGAAAGUUAAAUUUUCAAUGUGGUGCUGAUUAUGUAAAGUCAGGACAAAAUCCUCCACUUGGAUUAAGUCUUAGCUGUGAACAACGUGCGGCUUCUUUGGAUGGCGAUGCAGAUCAUGGUACAUUUAGAUUAUUAGAUGGAGACAAGAUUGCAGCAUUGUCUGCUGGGUUUAUUAUCGAACUUGUUAAAGCUGCCGGUCUCGAUAUAAAUGUGGGAGUAGUUCAAACUGCCUAUGCAAAUGGAAGUUCUACUGCUUACUUGGAGAAAGAGUUGAAAGUUCCAGUUUCUUGCGUGCCCACAGGUGUUAAACAUCUUCAUCAUAAAGCUCAAGAAUAUGAUGUUGGAGUUUAUUUUGAAGCAAAUGGGCAUGGAACAAUUUUGUUUAGUUCCGAAGCGAUGAAUAAAAUUUAUUCUGUUCAAGAGCGAACUACUGAACAAGAAAAGGCCAUCAAAAAGUUACAAGCAGCAUCAGAAUUAAUUAAUCAAACAGUUGGAGAUGCAUUGUCAGAUUUAUUAUUUGUUGAAUCAAUUCUAAUUAAUCGACAAUGGUCAUUUCAAAAGUGGAAUUCAAUUUAUACUGAUAUGCCAAAUCGCUUGGUAAAAGUUGUGGUUUCAAAUAGGCAAAUCUUUAAAACCACUAAUGCUGAGAGAACACUUGUUGAACCUAAAGGACUUCAAGAAAAGAUUGAUAAAUUGGUUGCACAAUAUAAGAAUG
Racocetra persica is the source of this 1480-nucleotide messenger RNA. The record is from the annotation of a GenBank genome assembly. Lineage: Eukaryota; Fungi; Glomeromycota; Glomeromycetes; Diversisporales; Gigasporaceae.